AUGGCAGUCAAAACAAAGGAAAUACAAGAAAUUAAAAUGGAAACAAAAAGUGGUAAAAUAGCACUGCAGUACCUCAUGAGAAACAAGUACUUUUAUUCACUCUGUGAAGGCAGUAAAGAAUUCUCUGACCAGUCAUUUGCACAGAAGUUGCUGGUGGUGACUGCACUGAAGUCAUUCCAUGUGGCGGGGAAACCGGCGCCCCCGGCGGGGAAACCGGCGCCCCCGGCGGGGAAACCGGCGCCCCCGGCGGGGAAACCGGCGCCCCCGGCGGGGAAACCGGCGCCCCCGGCGGGGAAACCGGCGCCCCCGGCGGGGAAACCGGCGCCCCCGGCGGGGAAACCGGCGCCCCCGGCGGGGAAACCGGCGCCCCCGGCGGGGAAACCGGCGCCCCCGGCGGGGAAACCGGCGCCCCCGGCGGGGAAACCGGCGCCCCCGGCGGGGAAACCGGCGCCCCCGGCGGGGAAACCGGCGCCCCCGCUGCCAUAUACAGCCACUGUCACAGAGAAGGACAAAGGUGCCCACAAAAAGCAAGGCAACAUUGGUGUUUGGAGGCUGGUGUAA
Molecule: messenger RNA, 561 nt
Organism: Schistocerca serialis cubense
Lineage: Eukaryota; Metazoa; Arthropoda; Insecta; Orthoptera; Acrididae
Product: proline-rich protein 2-like
Exons: 4
Coding region: 1-561 (186 amino acids)
Source: RefSeq, a predicted model, not a curated record